AUGGUAUCUCGACUGGAGAGGAAUCCGGGUCACUCCACUCACCAACAGGGUCCUGAACUGAAGGAUACCAUCAAGAUUACCCGACAAGACGAUAUGAUGUUGGCGCUGCUGUCACUGUUAGCUUUGAGGCUCGCCCUAGCGACAGGAGAUCUCUUGCAACACGGGGCACCUCCGACUGCAGCUAUAACCAGUCCAGUAGUUAUGACGGAGUGUGGUCUCGUGAAAGGGAGUCUGGAACAAGGCGUCAACGUGUUUAAAGGAAUUCCCUACGCUGAGCCGCCUGUAAACCAAAACCGGUGGAAGGCCCCAGUACCUCUCAGUAACUCGACGGGCACCUGCUGGUCGGGAACUUAUGAUGCGACUACAUUCGGGACACAGUGUACACAACCUAUAAAUUAUACCGAUUUGACACACCCAGUUGGAAACGAAGAUUGUCUGUAUCUCAACGUAUGGUCGCCAUCUUUAGACGGAAGUGACAGUCUACCUGUCAUGGUGUGGAUCCACGGAGGCGACCUGGUGGACGGAAAUGGCAGCAUGGUCGCAUACUCGCCGAAUCCAGAGGUGGCUAGGGAUUUACAAUUUGUGUUUGUCAGUAUGAACUAUCGACUGGGACCACUGGGGUUUAUGACCCUUGACCUCCUCAGUAAGGCAUCCGAAACAAGAACAUCCGGGAACUACGGUUUUAUGGAUCAGAUUCAGGUCUUGAAGUGGGUUCAGUCUAAUAUCAGAAAUUUUGGGGGCGACCCAAACAAGGUCACACUGUUUGGACAAAGCUCCGGCGGAACCAGCAUUUAUGCUCUCUUGGCGUCACCGCUAGCAGCCGGGCUAUUCCAUCGGGCGUGGCCAAUGAGUGCCUCUGCUAUUCUGAACAAGACGUCAUUAGAGGCAUCACGUGACAACCAGGUGUUCCUGACAACUACCGGGUGCGCCGACAUCCAGUGCCUUUUAGGUCUGAGCGUGGAGAAGAUCUUCACGGACAGUCCUUGGACAGUAUACCCAAGCUGGGCAAUGGCAGAUCAGGGAAACAUACCCGUCAAAGGCCAAUUUUACGGCGCCCUGGCUGUCGUUGACGGUUACGUGAUCCCUCAAUCACCCAUGGAUGCUUGGAAACAAGGGAAAGCUGUCGAUGUGCCUACUGUCUUCAGUAAUGUGGCUGAAGAGACGGACAAAUACCAUCUCAACAUCACCACGUGGAGUGAGUACAGGUCAGAGGUCACACGACAGCUUGCCUCCUUUGGAAGUGAGAUUUCAAACAAACUACUGCAACUUUACCCGGAAUCACAAUAUAGCUCCCCCAAACUUCAGUUGUCGGACUUGACCUCUGAUCUGAGGGUCAUAUGCCCAAUGGACGUUGUAGCCGAUGUUGCUGACAGAUAUUUCACGUCGUUCACCUAUAGAUACAUUGCGACACAGUGGCCCUCCCAACCUGUCCAGGGCCGCGGACGAUACGCCUUCCACGGUUGGGACGCUAUUGCCUUUUUCGGAGGAAUAAAGGACAUAGUUCCCAAUCCUUCCCAAUCGGACCUGGAUUUCACUGCCAACUUACGUCGAGAAAUAUCCGCCUUCGUAAAGACUGGUGAACCAGCGUCAAGGACGUGGAAACCCACGAAGGUCAGCACAGCCCUGCUGGGGUCGACAACGACGGUGACCACCUUCUACCACCGGGACCAGUGUUCCUUCCUGCUUCGAAACGGCUUCUUCUCCUAUGCCUGGAUCAACUGACCAUAAAGGUCAAAGUUGUUAAAUCGAAUACAGUAAUUGAUAUUGACCCCUUUAAAAGUAACCCUUCGGAAAACGGACGCUUCUCCUACGUACGGAUCACAGUAUGUUAAAAUACACGAAUGUGAACAAGCUUUUAGUUCAAGGUUACCCUUUAAACUUCUGAAUUAAAAUUGAUGUGUCAA
Molecule: messenger RNA, 1904 nt
Organism: Haliotis rubra (blacklip abalone)
Lineage: Eukaryota; Metazoa; Mollusca; Gastropoda; Lepetellida; Haliotidae
Product: para-nitrobenzyl esterase-like
Exons: 6
Coding region: 1-1722 (573 amino acids)
Source: RefSeq, a predicted model, not a curated record